AUGUUACGAAAGGCCGCUGGAAAGCCUUCACUCUUUACCGUGCUGUUCAUGACUCAAAUGUUCCAGAGCAUUACCAGCCACCAGUGUGGAGCCGGCAUUUACUCCAUUUUUCAAAAGAUGCUCAGGGGCCACACCUAUAUGACAAUUGAGAGCCAAGCCGGUACCGUCGCGCUGGAAUGCAGGGAAGCUUGUCACGCUGAUUUCAGAUGUCAAAGCUAUAACAUCGUUAUACUUAAUUCAAAGUGCGAGUUAAACAACCGGACCAAAGAGGCCAGACCUGAGGACUUUGUCAAAGACAAAGACAGAUACUACAUGGCGAGAAACUCAAAACGAAGUAAUAGAACUUUACACUAGAAAUAAUUUAUUUUUAUUCAAAGUUCAAAUUAGUACCUCGUUCAAGGAUCUAAAGUGGUACUCAUCAUUGUUUCUCAUACUUUCUUCAAUUCCAGUCCCUCUCGGCUCUAUUCCUGAGCUGCCUGCCUAUUCGUGCCGAGAGAUUAAGGCGAGUGAAGGAGGACAAUCAGUCAGCGGUACAUACUGGUUGGAUUCCACCAGGUCUGGGAACUCUAUUCUAGCUCACUGUGACAUGAAAACAGAAGGUUAG
This is a messenger RNA of Pocillopora meandrina, 604 nucleotides long. NCBI's taxonomy places the organism in Eukaryota, Metazoa, Cnidaria, Anthozoa, Scleractinia, Pocilloporidae. The record is from the annotation of a GenBank genome assembly.